This is a messenger RNA of Toxoplasma gondii ME49, 5214 nucleotides long. Its product is annotated as B-box zinc finger domain-containing protein. The transcript is spliced from 16 exons. Gene Ontology annotation, molecular function: zinc ion binding. Bases 1258 to 4479 code for a protein of 1073 amino acids. The record is from RefSeq and is a predicted model, not a curated record. Lineage: Eukaryota; Apicomplexa; Conoidasida; Eucoccidiorida; Sarcocystidae.
GCGAAUAAUACAGAAUUGUUCGAUGGCAGUAAACAAGGAAAGAAGAGGCAGUCUCGUACGAUGCGUGUUAGUCUGCCAACCGAUGAGGUGUGCAUGCGGCAACCCUCGCGUGUCUUGUCUUCCAGGAUACCGCUGCUUUCCUCUCGUUUUUGAGUCCGCCGUCUUGAACGUUUGCCUUCUGUGGCAUUUUCCUGUAGCGCUGUUUUCUCAUGUUUCUUCCCCUGUGGACUGAAGUGGGCAAUUGUAGUAGAAUGACGGCAGUAUCACAGGGAACCCCGAACAGGGGGGCAGCGUGUGUGUACAGACCCGCCUGUUCUCACACAACGCCGUCUUAACUGGGUCUUCGUCUCCACCGUUAUUUUGCCUUCAACGAUCUUCUGUUUUUUCCCUUCUCUUACACACUUGCUGGACUUUUUUCCCUUCACCGCGUUGUCUCAUAUUAAUCAGCUCCUGUGAUCUUCUUUUCGACUCGACUCUCACGUCUGUCCAUGAUAACAAGCCACGUGAGUGUACAGCCGACACUGUUCAGUGUGUAAAAUCUACCGGAAUUUUCGCUCAUUCCCAACAUAUCCGUGUUCUGGCUUUUUUGUUUUCUUUCGUCUUCUUCCUUUCCUCCUCCCUGAUCGUAAGGAGUUGGACAGCCCCCCGACUCUUUCUCAGUUCCGGAAGCGGAUGAACCCUGUAGCUAGACAAGCGACUUGAGACGAGGGUCUGUCUGUGGAAGCCCGUUCCUUCUCUGCCUGUUCUUCCCUCGAUUGAGUCUUCGUCGUUUUGCUCAGUGCACAUGGUCCCAUUUACUUACUCUGUCUUGCACCUUUUGACAAGUUUACCGCUCGGCGAAACGCCACUCUUCCCCGUGCAGGAUGGAUGUAGCGCUUGGACGCGUGGAUCGUGUUUAUCUCUCUCCUGCGCCAGUUCAUUUGCUUGCCUGUCUUUCCGCCAUCCGCCAGGACAUUUGCUUUCGUUUUUCUUCUUCCUGCUUUUCUUGCUCAUGGCGUCCACGGUGUCUCGACCACAAGGCUGACCCCACUUGUGGCCCAGUGGUGUCUCUCCGAGAGCGGUUUUCCCCCCUCUCACUUCUAGUGUUUCCUUUCUCCAGGGCCUCAAACCACAACAGAUUGGCCCCGGCGUGGAAGGAUCCUUUGAGUUCUUCUGGCGCUCCCAGCGUCUCGGUGUGUCGAUACAUGCAUCUCUUUCUGUGUCGUGUCUUCUGCUCUUCACCGCUCUUGUUCCUUCUUGCCCUUCUCGGCACUUCUCAUGGCGACUGCCCCGCCGACGGUGGCUCCUCCCAGGGGCUGGACUGCAGGAGCUGUUUCGUCUUUCAGUGAGGCCGCGCAUCCCACUGAAGAUCGACCGAGUCUGGUGAACGUUUCUGUCAUCGAGGACCUGCAAAUUCUGGCGCAAUGGGAGUACUGGAUUCAGCUCUCUCUCUUCACCGCGGAUCUCCACAUUGUCGGCGGGUGGAACUUAGCCACUCCGGCGCAGCAGCAGCUGUUUGACGCCAAAGCGAGUGCAUUGAAGGGCCCGAUCGUCUACUCGUUUUUGGACCUGAAUGAACUGGAGACGCCGCAGUCUCUCGAAAAUAUUAUCGCAGAGAAGCGCGUGAAGUCCGAUUGGAGGAAACAGAUCUUUCCGAGUGCAGAGUGCCGGCCGCCUUUUGGAUUCGAAGGAAAUCCUUCAGGGACUUUUCACGUCAUGGUGUGCAAACUGGCGCUUGGAUCUGUGCUCGCGAAAGACUCCGAACCUGGCGAAACAGGUGAUGAAGAUUUCAAGUCCUGCGACAUUCCUGGGAACUUCACGGCUCUCUCGCGCAGAGAUGAAUGCGGCGGCAACCGCGGAGGAACGAACAAUGAAUCAAACGGGGCGUACCGGGUCUUGUACCGACUGAAGCGAGCAGAUCAAGUGCUUCCGACGGCGGUGCUGGAGUUCGAAAUGAAGCCGCUGAGAAUUCAAGUUCGCCAACCCGUCUGCGAAAUGUGCGAAGUGCUUCCAGCUACCCUUUACUGCCCCGCAGACCGAGCCCAGCUCUGUGACACAUGCGACGAACGCGUUCACUCGGCCACGCGCAUGCUCGCUCGACACGUCCGAGUUCCCGCCAACCACUCCCCCCUACAGUUCGGCUCUUGUCCCUACCACCCUUCGGAGAUGAUCGAUUCUGUCUGCAUGACGUGCUUUGUCGCUCUCUGUCCCCACUGUAUCCUGAUCGGAAGUCACUCUGCUGCAGACUUUUCUGAGCAUCCGCUGAUCUCCACUCUGGACGCCUACAAGAUGGUCAUGCAGGAUUCCUCUCCAAGCGAAGAGGCGUUGCUGGAGAGGCGACGCCGCAUCGAUCGCGAGCUGGUGGAGAAGCAUCGCCAGCUGGGUCAGCUUCACUCGAAUUUCUUGUCUGUCCAGAAGCGGAUCGACGAAGCGUCCAAGAACUUGGUUGGCCAGCUGUCUGCAAUGAAGGAGAGGAAAACGAACUACCUUCUCGCCGUCAAGCGUGAGCUUCUCAGCGAAAUGCUUGUCAUCGAAUGGAUGGAGACCUUCUUUGCACAUUUGCGACUCUCCCUGAGCCCUGCGGAGUUCCUCAGCUACAAGCACAAAUUCGAUCUGGCUGCGGCCAAUAUAUUCGGCGGUGCGGUCAGGGUAGACGUCGACUUGGACUCGAUGCCUGCAUGGAUGUCAGAGAAAUUCAUCCUCCAAGGCUCCUUCUCAGUCACCACUGCUCCCUACGCUGUCCCCUCUCUGAAAACUCUAGACGUCCCCGCAGAUCAACAGUCUAUGAACGUUUUCCUGACUCGUCUCGGGUCUCGAACGAGGACGGACAAGAUGAAACGAAGCGAUGGAAAGGACGAAGAUGCAACCGGACCGCUUGCUCUCCUUGACAAGGAAGGCGAGAGUGUUCCAGAAGCGAAGUGGGUCGGUCUCCCCUCCGAGGUCGAGGGACUCGACGAAGGCCGCGUAUGUGGCCACACGAAAAUGCCUUGCUUCCCGGAGUAUGCACGAGACCAAGUUUCCAUUGCAGAAGAAGGACCCAUCGCUAGCGCCGUCGAAUACAUCCCUACCUCGGCGGAAGCUGCAACGGAUCCCAAUGCUCUUCCACCGCAAACGCGGGAGAUCGUUGCACGGGCUCGCGAGGCGGAGGAGCGAGGCGAGAAUCUUCCCACCCUCAUGUCGAUUCUCAGUCCUCUCCAGAAGGUCCCUAAGGCCGUGUGUCGCCGCCUCUGGAAUCUCUUGUCGGACAACAACUUUAUCCCGCUUCUAACGCUGCUCAAGGCGUCCGACGGCGAUCAGCGCCGGCGACUCGUGGCCGCUGCAUGCAAUCUGGCGAAUUCGUUUUCUGCAGUGCCGGACCUCGCGUAUCACCUGUUCCGGUACGAGUUGAAGUGGGUAGGCCACCUUCCAGCGUCGCUGUUUCUGCACUCUUCAUCGCUGCUCUUCCCCUUUCUGUCGUUCGUGACGUCUUCGAAAGAGAUGCUUUUGCCGGGCGAUCUGUCCUGGCUGCACCAGGUGAUGGACCCGGUGUUGGCGGCGGCAGACAGCAUCGUGGCGUCGGAGCAUUUGAGUGCGGAUCAGAUUCUCAGAGAGACACCUGCGAAGCUGUUUCGACCCGCAGGCAGCCUGUUUCUGGAGCGGCUGAAGCGACUCUCUCUGGCGGACUUCCCGUGCACGUUUCGCGGGCUGCUUUACCUCCUCGCGGAUGCCGUAGACGCGCAACUUCGCGAGUCCCCGGUGACCUCUUUUGCGUCUGCUCAUCACGUGACCUCGUCUGCGAUCGCGACGUGUGCAGAGACGCUGAUUUGUUGCUUUUUCGGGAAUUUCAUCCUGAGAUAUGCGCCGAAACACGUCGUCCAGGACGCCAGAGACGGUCUGGGUCGGGCCACCUCCGACUUCUCAGCGGACGAACGAACAGACCUCGUAGGUCUGCGCCGCAUGCGCGAGAUCGCGGAGCGGUCGCGCGUGCCUCCAACGUACGGCGCCAUGGACAAACUCCUUCGGCAAAUGGCAAGUUUUUGUUGGGAGGCAGUCAGCUCGCUGCCACGACGAGUUCUGCGCCCAGGCAGCGAAAGAGUGGCCGGCUCAGAGACCCGAGAAGAGCGCGAGAACGGCGACCGAGAAGACGGCAGGCGCAGCAGACCAGACAGCGACGCUCUUGCCACUGAGGCUGCGCUUCGAAAUGUCGAGGAACAGUUCCUCGCGCAAGCGGGAAAAGAAAUUGUUGACUGGUGCGCUCUCCAACUGAAGCUGCCGCGGCUCGAAUCCCCGCUAAAGUUCAGCUCCGCGGUUCUCCGGAAGGCAGCAGACGAAGCCACGGGAGAAUUCCUGCAGUACAUCUUGCGCCUCGACCGGGAUAUGCGAGAAGGAACCUUCCAAUCUGGCACCCCGGGACUCACCGAAAGGGACGUUGCCACCCCGGCCUACGAAGAACUUCUCGAAUUCGCCAUACGAGCCAGCACGUAUGAAGACCCCGCCUCUGAGGCGCUGGGCUGGCGUUAAAACGCAGCGAAUUUUAUGAUGUGUGUGUAACUUCUCGUCGUACACACACGAUUUCUCUGCAUGCACACGGGCGUAUCCGUCUGCUGAAAGUGCAUAUAUAUAUAUAUAUAUAUAUAUAUGGAUAUCUGUAUAUAUGGACAAGGGAGCACGUGUGGAGAGGAUUGGCAAAAGUGACGCGAGAGAGAGACAUGUCAAGAUGAUUUCCAGUUCUGAAAGUGAUGUCCAAUUGAUUUUUUGGUGAAUUGUGGCACGAGCACUUGCCGGAUAGAGGAGACGUACUGAGUUUUGUGUGCCUCAGCUCGUGAGAGGCGUUUACACAACAGUGGCAUAAAUGAGACAACAGCAGUUACGUUUCCACCAGUAUUGACGUAGAAUGAUAGUUGAGAGGUCCUGCCUUAUUUUGAGCGUGUUUAAGUGUGGCGAUGCACCACAAAAGGGGCGUCACUGUAAUGCGAAUUGCCCUCGACUGCACGAGCGAUGGAACACAGCAAAAAAGGAACUUGGGCAUGACCGGGGACGCCAAUUGGGUUGCAUCUUGUGUGUUCAUUCAUUCCGGAAGUGCACACGAUGACUGUCAAUUUACACAAAAACACAUUCAUACGGUUCCCAUUAGUGCCAACACAGGUCUUCGGUAAGGAUUCGCAUGAGUCUCGUAAACCAUCGGCGCUAAGCGUAACGCCGACGCUCGGGAGUGUUAUUGCUUCUAUGGUCAUCAUAAUUGAAGUCCUAUUCCCA